This is a messenger RNA of Ceutorhynchus assimilis (cabbage seed weevil), 3399 nucleotides long. The record is from the annotation of a GenBank genome assembly. Lineage: Eukaryota; Metazoa; Arthropoda; Insecta; Coleoptera; Curculionidae.
UUAGUAUCCUGGGAAGAGUUGCCAAGGCUAAAACCCCAUGUAAAUGUGACCACACUAAUAAUUACUCUUGAACAAUCUAAAGAAUGUAUGAGAGGACGCAUCGUUUUAAAGUAUGCAAUAUUCAGCACUAAUGAGGAAAGUCGUUGUAAUAUAAAUGCAAUACCCUAUACUUAUGAAAUAAGUCAUAGAAACCAAAAUUUAGAGCCAAUAACAAUUGAGGAUCUUCAAUACAGUUGUAACUACACGGUUAGAGUUACAGCGUCUAGGUCUAAAGAUGAAAGUUAUAAGAGUAUAAGAGCGUAUCCAGAAAUUCCCAUUGCCAUUGAAGCAUCAACAGUUAUAGCAGGUAAAAUAGAAGACCUAAGCGUCACUUCCCAAGGACCUGAUCAGAUAUCAUUGCGAUGGCUACCUCCACGAACAUCAACUGGUCCACUAGAAUAUCGUGUUUAUGUCGGUUUGGAUAAAAAAUAUAAAUCUAUUUUAACACCCAAAAAUUGUUUACUAUGGCCGCAGUAUCAUUGCGACGAUGAAAUAAUUAAGAGCCCAGUAGAAGACGCAUCGUAUACGUAUAGAUUUAGAAUAUUUGCAAUAAAAAAAAACGGAAAGAAAGGCAGCAUUCAGAACGAAAUUGAUGAAGCCACUAAAUUUGGAAUUUAUGAAGAAGUAAUGACGGAAAGUUGGGAAAGAGAACCAGAUCCACCCUACAAUGUAAGUUUCAAUUGGACCAAUGGAUUGAACGUUUUCUGGAACCAUCCAAAUGCAACGAGAGGACUAGUUAAAUAUUUUACAAUUAGUAUUGAACUUCAAUGUGAUAAUAUUGGAUCAGAAACCAUCACAGAAAUAUAUAAUGUUGAAAAUCGUAAAAAAUAUCUAUUUCAAUAUCUUAGGAAUAUUGAUAUAAAGAAAUGGUGUAGAGAAACUAGUAGCAAAUUAGAACAAAUAGAGGUCUGCAUUAAAACGAAUCUUCAAAAACACGAAUCGAAAUGUGCAAAGACAGAUACAAUCUUUCCUCCUCCACCAAUUGAGUACAACGGGGACAUAAGGUUUGUUAAUGGGGGAUUGAAAAUCCCUAUGCUAAAGCAAGACUGUUUUCUCUCGUUUUAUAACGUGUACAAAGCAUCAGUUUUUCAACAAAACGAAGCGCAAGCAGAAUUACUUAAAAUAAUGGAACAUCUCAAGAAUAACACUAGUUUCUCUCCUUCCAUUUAUGAAAUAAUUUAUGCUGGAAAUAGAUAUAAUGGUGAUUAUACUAUCACUAGAAACCUAUUAAAUUUAACUAUUGAUGUAAAAUACAUAAUAAUAACCCUAGUAGUUGUAAAUGAACUGAAUGGCCUCAGAACAUUAAACUACAAAUCAGUUGAAGUAUUGAUUCCGAAAAUUAAUAAUGAAGCUAGUCAUCUUAGCGCUUUGUUUAUUCUACUAGUAUUUCUUCCUGUUUUUUGCUACUUUGCUUAUAGGUACAGGCGUCAAAUUAUGUUUAAAACUGGUAGACUUCGUGAAGACGUAGCAGUAUAUUUCGCAAAUGGAGAAACUGAAUGUACUUUAUUGAGAGGAGAUUCAACUAUACAUGAAUCCCAAAAAAAUAGUUAUGACAGGUCACUAGGAGAUCAACUGUUUUUGAAUUAUUCUAAAAUAAUCAACGUUGAGAAUCUUCGAGACUAUAUUAAAUCAGCAAUCGGAAGUCAGGAACUAUUAAGGCAACAUGAAAUGAUCUCCAGAAUAAAUAAUAUUCCGAAAUCGGAUUGUGGAAGUUUGCCUCAGAAUAAGGAUAAGAAUCGCUACGAUAAUAUAGUCGCAUACGAUCACACCCGCGUAAGACUUUCAAACUCAUCAAGGGAUUCUGACUACAUUAACGCAAAUUAUAUUGAUGGUUAUCAAUAUCCCAAAGCCUACAUCGCUGCCCAAGGCCCGAAACCAAACACUAUUAAUGAUUUCUGGAUUAUGAUUUGGGAAAAUCGCGUUGGAUACAUUGUGAUGCUUUGCAAUUUGUAUGACGGCAAUAAAAAAAACUGCGAGCAGUAUUGGCCAGACAAAGACACAAUGGAAUUCAAUGGACUGACGGUUGAAUUUAUUAAUAAUAAAAAUUUGCCAACUUUUGAUGAAAGACAGUUUCGUAUUUGCUUGAAUGGCAAAGCUAGAAUGGUAACACAUAUACAAUUCAAGUCGUGGCCACCAGUGGGUCAAGCAUUAUUCCCUCAAACCUUAAUGCCGUUACUACAAAAACUUCUGGCCCUUCCCAACAAAGCAAACUCGCCAAUUUUAGUACAUUGCAGUGCGGGUGUCGGCCGAACUGGCACAAUUAUCUUGUGCGACAUUUGCUUGAGAAUGGCCGCCGCCAAGAGUAAGGUCGAUAUCCUUGCCAUUUUGGCACGACUCAGAAACCAACGACCAAAUAUGGUCAACAAUAUUGAACAGUAUAAGCUGGCGCAUUUGGCAAUACUUACUUCACUAACUGCAUCAGGUUUUCUUAUAAAGCACAACGGUGAUUUUGAAGCUAAAUUAAAUAACACUUUGAAGCAAAACGAGUUACAAACUCAGAUGGCGUAUAUACGAGAUAGUGAAUGGCAAGAUGAUGCAAUGAAAACAGUGACCGCUGUACAAAGACACGUUCCCAUUAUAGCUGAAAAAAAUCGAUUUCCAGAUAUCUUAGCAGACAAAGUAAGUCAAGUGUUCCUCCAACAAUUACCAAACCAGGAUUCUUCUUCUUGCUACAUUAACGCUCUCCAUGUUAAUAGUCUUUACAAGCCAAACCGAUAUAUAGUCACUCAACAGCCUCUUCCGGCAACACUUGCUGAUUUUUGGAGACUGGUAUUCGAACAGCAAUGCACCGUUAUUAUUAAUUUGAAUCCAGUCAAUGAAAACGCUAAGGCAAGCGUUCCUUUUUGGCCUAAACAAGGCAUACUAGCCGUUGACCAAAAUUUACAUAUUCAACUGGUCCAGUCCAGGAACCAGAGAGAGAUAUCUUUGCAUUCGUUGAGGGCGAUUUACAAGCCAAAUGAAUUCGAGCAAAGCAGAUUGAAGGUGCAGAUAUUAAAUUUCAAUCACUGGCCCAGUGACAAUUUAAUCCCGGAAAAUCUUGAAGAUUUUGUCUCUUUUGUCGUUGAAUUUUUUUCAAUUGUCGAUAAUGAUAUUGAGCCCCUAAUUGUGACUUGCCACGAUGGAGCUACUGCAAGUGGAUUUUUUAUAGCCCUGGCUACACUUAUCGAGCAAAUAAAAACCGAAAAAUGUUUCGACCUCUGUCAAAUUAUAAGGACAAUAAGAGUGUGUAGAAAGCAGUUCGUCAACAAUGGGAUUCAAUUAAAAAUGUUAUACCACGCUGCUAAAAUAUACCUCAACCAGUUCGGCCUCUAUGAUGAGCCGGUACAUCUUAUAGAAGCUCAAUGAAUAUAGCAUUGAAAU